AUUGUUUAUCAGUGCUGAUAAGCGGGGUCCAAACCGAGCCGAUAAGAGAUCAACAGUUCAACGUCAAGUAUUUUCUGCUUUGAUAGCAAGUCCAAAGCUGAAUGUUGCGCUGUUCUUUCCCCGCAACUAACCGACCUAUCCUCUCUCUGUCCGAAGUGCAACUUGUCCAUUCCCACGUCGUUACUAUCCUCUGUCUCGCUAUUGCAAGUCUUGCCAUUAGCGUUUUCCUUCAACAGCCACAACUUCAGUCUCCCCUUCAUCACCGCUUCUGUGAUUGUCAGAUUAUUCAGAGGUUGCUACCACUAUGGAAGCCAUCAACUACCUCCUGUCCCUGGAAAGUGUUAGGGAAAGAGCAAACAAGGUGUAUAGCAUUGCUGUGGAUGGAAAACUUAGGAGCUUCGAUUACCAUGAAGACCGCAUGGCCGACGCAGCGGAUUUCGUUGCGUCUCUGAUCAUGCGCGAUUUUGGGCCAGAUCGCUUCCAUGAAAUCCCUCCCCAUGGCAGGUGGCAGCACUUCGAGGCGGGUAAUGUUCCUCGCGUCACAGAAAUUUUGGACGAGUGGAAAGCAGACGGGCAGGACAGUACAGAAUGUGCACGACGUCUGGUAGAUAUGUUUCUUGUCUCUGUGCUGUUGGAUGCCGGUGCUGGUAAUACCUGGGCAUUCGUGGAACCAGGAAGCAAUAUGCGCCUGUCGAGAAGUGAGGGACUCGCAGUAGCAAGCUUGUAUAUGUUCAAAAAGGGUCUAUUCACGAACAAUAAAAGCGGAAACCUAGUGAAAGUUGAUGGUACAGGGCUACAGAACUUGACAGGGGAGCAGCUUGCAGAAGGCAUGCAAGCAACUUCGCAAAACCCCCUUGUUGGAACUCAAGACCGCGCGGCGCUUCUACAAAGAUUGGGUAAAUCACUUAUGAAUUUGCCAGAGAUUUUCGGCUCGGAAGGACGGCCUGGAAACAUUGUUGACUUUAUUCUAUCAAAGGGGAAGACAGUUGAUAUUCGCGAGCUGUGGGAUACCCUUCAGAAAUUAUUGAUACCCAUCUGGCCGUCAAAUAGAACCAUGAUUGACGGGCAUCCCAUCGGUGAUGCGUGGCCUCUAAGCACCCUAGGUGCCACUAUCGGCGACAAAAAUCCGCCAGCAGAUGUGAUACAACCGUUUCAUAAACUCACACAAUGGCUUACCUAUUCUCUAACUGUCCCUAUGCAGCGUCUACUGGGCGUGACCUGGGAAAAUCACGAUCUUAUGACGGGCUUGCCAGAAUAUCGCAACGGUGGUCUUUUCGUGGAUAUGGGUGUUCUUUCCCUCAAAUCUGAGGUAGUUAAUGCUUCCACGAAAGACGAAAAGUCAGGGCUAUGUUCGUUUGAUACUGCGGACGAUGUAAUCGUGGAAUGGAGAGCCAUGACUGUGGCACUUUUGGACAGGAUAGCUCCUUUGGUUGUUCAGCGCUUGGCAAAAGCAACAAAUCAAGCGGACUUGUCUCUUAGCAUGGCCCAGAUCCUCGAGGCAGGAACCUGGAAGGCUGGGAGAGAGUUGGCAGCGAAACACAGACCAGACACGAGGUCCAGUCCUAUUCUAGUUGAGAGUGACGGAACCGUGUUCUAGUGCUACUACACAUGAGUCCUUUACGUAGGUAGCUAUUUCUGGCAAUAGUAUACUAUAUUUACAGCUCCCUUCAUCUGGUAAUGAG
This is a messenger RNA of Paecilomyces variotii, 1682 nucleotides long. Its product is annotated as DUF1688 domain-containing protein. The transcript has 5 exons. Lineage: Eukaryota; Fungi; Ascomycota; Eurotiomycetes; Eurotiales; Thermoascaceae. The record is from RefSeq and is a predicted model, not a curated record. Bases 305 to 1597 code for a protein of 430 amino acids.